This is a messenger RNA of Neohortaea acidophila, 1976 nucleotides long. RefSeq names its product 6-phosphogluconate dehydrogenase. Gene Ontology annotation, cellular component: cytosol. Lineage: Eukaryota; Fungi; Ascomycota; Dothideomycetes; Mycosphaerellales; Teratosphaeriaceae. The coding region runs from base 124 to 1623 and encodes 499 amino acids. Gene Ontology annotation, molecular function: NADP binding; phosphogluconate dehydrogenase (decarboxylating) activity. The transcript has 2 exons. The record is from RefSeq and is a predicted model, not a curated record. Gene Ontology annotation, biological process: pentose-phosphate shunt; pentose-phosphate shunt, oxidative branch.
CAAUGAUCCACGCCACAGCCGUAUCACGACGCUUGACAAACAGCCAUUAAUCCCCCUUCUCUCCCACGACCAUUUGCACUGGACUCGGCGAAUCAGUCCACAACCAUCGCCAAAUCCGACACCAUGGCAUCGAAAGAAACAGAAAUCAAAAAAAUCGCCAUGAUCGGCUGCGGGUCCAUGGGCGGCGGCAUGGCCCUGCUCUUCGCCGAGAAAGGCAUCGACGUCUCACUUCAAGACCCAUCGACCGAAGCAAUGGACGGCAUUCUCACGUCCGCGAAAAAAGACGGCCUCGAGAAGCGCAUGGCAAAAUACGAAGACUACAAAUCGCUGUGCGAAAGUCUGCCCAAUCCCAAAGUGUUUGUCUGGAGCUUGCCGCAUGGGGGUGUGGGCGAUAGUGUAUUUGACGGGUUGCGGCCUUUUAUCACGAAGGGCGAUGUCAUUAUCGACUGUGGGAAUGAGAAUUGGCAGAAUACUGAGCGGAGGCAGGGGAAGAGUGUGACGACCGGCAUCCGCUACGUGGGCUGCGGUGUUUCUGGUGGAUAUCAAGCGGCUCGUCGCGGUCCUUCUAUGUGCCCUGGUGGCGACGACGACAGUCUCAACGUAGUCCUGCCUUUGCUGCGGAAAGUUGCGGCAAAGGCGCCGGAUGGGUCGCCUUGCGUUGCUCCUGUUGGGACUGGCGGCGCCGGCCAUUACUGCAAGAUGAUUCACAACGGCAUCGAGCAUGGCAUGAUGUCAGCCAUCAGCGAGGCGUGGGCGAUCAUGACGAAGGGUUUAGGGAUGAGUCUGGACGAAGUUGGCGACGAGCUGCAAAGGUGGAAUCAGAACGGCGAAUUGAAGAAUACGUUUCUAGUCAAGAUCGGCGCGGAAAUCUGCCGGAAGGUUGACGAAAAGACUGGACAGCACGUUCUUGACACGGUGGAAGACAAAGUAGUUCAAGACUGGACGGGCGAGGAAGGCACCGGCGUGUGGAGCAACAUCGAAGCCAUCGACAAGCACGUCCCAGCGCCCACGCUGACUACCGCGCACUUCCUCCGCAUCGCCUCCGGAGACCUCCACCAACGCCGCGACAUCCGCAAGACCUUCGAAUCCGAGUUCACCCCCAAGUCCAUCUCUCCCACCGACCGCAGAGCUUUCCUGGAAGACCUAAGAUGCGCCGUCUACAGCGCCUGUCUCGCAUCCUACACUCAAGGCCUCAACAUCAUCGCCAAAGCCGACAAGACCCACCACUUCAACAUCAACUACCCCUCGCUCUUCCAGCUCUGGCGCGCAGGCUGCAUCAUCCAAUCCGACCACAUCAACGACGAACUUCUCGCACCGAUCUACACCUCCAACGCGCCCGCGUACAUCAACCCCAUGCUCCAACCCUCCGUCGCAGCGGAGUUCAAGGAGUGCUUUCCCGCUCUCAAGAACGUCGUCCUCCGAGCGACGGAAAGCGACCACGUCGUCCCCAGUCUGAGCGCCACGCUGGAGUACUUGAAGUAUCAGACGAGUACGAAUUUGCCGACCAGCUUCUACGAGGCGGAGCUGGAUUACUUUGGCAAGCAUAUGUACGAUAAGAAGGGGGAGGAUCCGCAGGGUGAGCCGGUGACUGGACGCUGGCAUUUUGAAUGGAAGGCUGCGUGAGAUUGAAGUCGGGGGAAGGGCGUGCACGCGUCGAAGCAGAUUGCGUCGGGUUGGAGCGGUUGUGCGCGCGGAGGAGGUGGUGUGCGCCGUCCUCGAGUUUUGGGUGGUGGAGUAGGGGUGGGUGAUGACCGUUGUUUGGCAAACAGGUGUGAGAUACAGUAGACACUGCAGAGGGACGUAUAGAGGAUGCUUGCGCGUCCAGCAGCCCAACUGCUGCCUUUGUUGUCUCCAGAGGGCGUCGCCAUUCUUCUCCCAAUCGCUAUGCUCGCUCGUAGCAACCAUAACGCUCCUUGACGACGCGGUGUCUGGUGAGCUACGUGUAAGCGCGCGAGAGAGCAUCAGGGUGCUGGAAG